AUCUAUUUCGGACGGAGUGGAGGUGCCCGACGCUGGAGAAGAACAUGUAAACGCUAGUAAGCAAAAUGAGAUUGGUAGCCUGGUCGAGGAAAUGCUGAAGGAACAGGUUCGCUUGAAGGAGGAGGAAACUGACAGUACUCAUGGUGGUAAAGACGAGGGUGUCUCACUAAAUAUAUGGGACUUCGCUGGACAAGACGUAUACUACACGACUCACCAGGUUUUUCUAAAUUGGCGAGCCAUCUAUGUGGUUGUCUUCGAUCUGAGUAAAAGUUUGGAUUCAGUUGUCCCCCCGGAGUCCAGAGACGACUACUAUGAGAUGGCUAAAGGAGGUGCCAAGGCAGAGUUGACAUGUCUCGAAUUCAUCAACUUCUGGUUGUGCUCCAUCUUUGCCCAUGCUGUGCCGCCCCCAUCAGUCCUGAAUAAGAACACAUCCAAAGCCAAACAGAAAUCUCCACCAAUAUUCAUUGUUGGAACGCAUCGAGACAGUGUGACGGGAGAUGCAAAUGAACAAAAGAAGAAGAUUGAAUCUGCUUUCAAGAAGAUUCGGAACACGAUCAAGGGAAAGCCAUUUCAAUGCCAUGUGGUCCCCCAGUACUAUGCCGUUGAAAACAGCUUAGAGGAUAAAGAUGAAGAGCUGAUUGCAUUAAGGACACGUAUAACAGAGGUUGCUGUGGACGAGCCUUAUAUGGGUGAAGAGAUUCCUAUCAGAUGGCUCUUAUUUGAAAAGGCACUAGCAGCGGAUAAGAUUCAUUAUAUGUCUUUAGACGAGACCAAGGAACUGACGCGGAAUAUCGGAGUGGAAUCUGAGCAUGAGCUUUUUGCCAUGCUAACCUUCUAUCAUGAACUUGGAUACAUAGUUUACUAUGGAGAUAUUGAUGACAAAGAGUCUCUCCUCAGAAACAUAGUCAUCUUGAAUCCCCAGUGGCUAAUCGAUGUCUUCAAGCAAGUCAUAACAAUAUUGGACCAUAACGAACAGGAUGGGAUCGUGAGCGAUGCUUGGACAACCCUUGAAGAUGGCAUCCUGGACGAUAGGUUGAUUCAACAUAUGUGGACAGGUUUCCUUGAGCAGAAGGAAGCCUUGGUCCAACUCAUGGCCAAGUUUGAUCUCAUUUGUGAGGCUCCAGUCAUGCCAGGAGAACAAUUCCAACCAGAAGAGGAGAAGACAAGAUAUUCCAAGGUGUCAGAUGACGCGGAGAGGGACAUUAAGAAGCGCUAUUACGUUCCAUCCAGGUUCUCUGCUCGUUGCUCUCCAGAGGAUAUUGGACAGAUCAAAUCUUCCACAGACUUCUAUAUUGACUUUAGAGGGUUUCUACCAGAUGGUUUGUUUCAUCGUCUAAUGACUAGAGCAGUGCGAUGGAUGAUGGAGACGUAUAAUCAAUCAGUUAAUAGCUUAUUCUAUCGUCAGAUCACUAUCAUGAUUGGUAAACAACAUCUUGCAAAACUGGAGAUGUUGCCACCUCACGAAGCUACUAUCAAGGUGACUGUAUACCAAUAUUCUGGAAAAGAAAGUGAUAAUCAUCAACUUCCCGCUCCAAGUGCCGUCAAAGAUGUAAUGGAUUUUGUGAUACGGACACUCGAUAGUCUUUGUGAACAAUGGGCGAAGGGAAUCCGGUAUGACAUCUGUGUGCUCUGCCCAAUUUGUACAGAGAUGAAACUUCGCCUCCAAGAAUGUUUCAAGCAGGAGGAACUCCUAUGCGGAAGUCAUGUAGUCACCACAUCUGAAGUCAAGUCAAAAUUUGGUAGGUUGAUUAACUGAUAAAUGUACCUUAUGUGAGGGCGUCGCGGUCUAGAGGUAAAAUGCGGUCAAUAAUUUAACAUGUUGACAUUUUCGCACGCAUUACAAAUUCGUCUGCAAUAUAGCCGUGCCAUGGCAGUGCAUACUAUAUUUCGUGGCGCAAAAAAAUAGUAGUCACACCACGCGCGGGGUGCGUUUUUUUUUCCGUACCGCUAACGCGUCACAUUCUGUAAUUUAAAGAUAGAGCGACUUGAGCAGAGGCCGUAAUUUGUCUACGAAUGCCUCAGCUAUCUCGAUCCCGCGCGCGUGCUAUACAAAAGUACCUUAGGGGUAACAAUUCCGGCAGCCAAACUGGUUGGAACAUACUUCUUCUCUACUUUUGUUGAUAAUGUUAACAAAUAUUUUACUAUUACCAUUACAAUAAAUAAGCAUGUACACC
Messenger RNA from Lytechinus pictus (painted urchin), 2174 nucleotides. Its product is annotated as probable serine/threonine-protein kinase roco4. Lineage: Eukaryota; Metazoa; Echinodermata; Echinoidea; Temnopleuroida; Toxopneustidae. The record is from RefSeq and is a predicted model, not a curated record. The transcript is spliced from 12 exons. Gene Ontology annotation, molecular function: netrin receptor activity. The coding region runs from base 92 to 1756 and encodes 554 amino acids. Gene Ontology annotation, biological process: netrin-activated signaling pathway. Gene Ontology annotation, cellular component: membrane.